This is a messenger RNA of Erigeron canadensis, 1747 nucleotides long. RefSeq names its product BTB/POZ domain-containing protein At5g17580-like. Gene Ontology annotation, molecular function: protein binding. Bases 1 to 1689 code for a protein of 562 amino acids. The transcript is spliced from 2 exons. NCBI's taxonomy places the organism in Eukaryota, Viridiplantae, Streptophyta, Magnoliopsida, Asterales, Asteraceae. The record is from RefSeq and is a predicted model, not a curated record.
AUGUCAAGAUAUUCUUUUUCGAAGGAUGUCCAGAUCCUGGUAUGCGGAAUGCCAUUCAACUUAAACAGGGAUCUUCUUGCUGCAAAAUCAUCAAAACUUUGCAAGCUAUUUAAGGAAAAUCCUGAUGAAGAUCUUUCUCAUCUUCUUUGUGAUAUUCCUACGUCCCCAAAUAUCUUUGAAAUCAUGGGAAGAUUCUGCUAUGGUUAUCAAAUCAACAUCACCCCAGAGAAUGUCAUUCCUAUAUCUUGUUUGGCUUGCUACUUGGGUAUGACCGAUACCCACAGCCCCCACAAUCUAUUAAACAAGGCAUUAUCUUUCUUUGAACAUGAAGUCAUUACAGGCUGGAAUGAAUCAUUAAGAUCAUUAAAAGCGAUAGAUAAUGACAUCGUUCUUCAACAAGCAGCAAAACUUGGUUUAAUUGAUGGUUGCAUGGAUGCAAUCAUCAACAAAGCUCUUGAUGAUCCUCUUCUACUUGGUGAACCAAUCAGGAAUCCGGUUUUUGAAGAUGAUGACGAUGAUGAUCAGGAUUUUUACAGGCCGAAUGCUAAGAGGCAACUCUUUGCUCUUGAUUGGAAGUCUGAUUCACUAAGUUUGACAGAACUUCAUCUUCAAUUUUAUGAGCCUAUAAUUUGCGGUAUGAUUCAAUGCAAAAUGGGUUCAAACUACAUUGCAUCGAAUCUUUAUCAAUAUGCUAAACGAUGGGUCUUUUUUGACCGAAAAGACUCUGAUGAAGACACAUCUUCUUCUGAAGGUGGUUCUUCAAACUCAAAAAGAGUUGCCAUUGAAACUAUUGAAAAACUAUUACCUCAUGAUAGAGCAAUCCUCCCUUGUGCAUUACUAUCCGAAAUGCUGCAGUACACAAUUGAUUUAGAAGCUAAUGCUAGCUGCAGAGAAGGGUUUGAAGUAAGAAUCGGGAGACAAUUAGAUUUAGCAACGGUUAAUGACUUGCUAAUACCAUCUCGAGGCUAUUCUAGAGAUGAAAAGUAUGAUACUGAAUGUAUCAGAAGAAUCUUGAAACAUUUUUACAAAAAUUUCACCGGGCAAGAUCAAUCUGGGCUCUACAUUGUGGCUGAUCUUCUUGAAGAUUUCUUAAGUGAAGUAGCACACGAAAUUGAUUUGAAAAAGCACUCGUUUAUGUCACUUACUGAAAUGUCACUUGCAGCAUCAGAAGGAACACAAAGAACCUCAGACGGGAUAUAUCGAGCUAUAGAUAUUUACUUAAAGAAACACAGAUACUUAACGGAUGCUGAAAAAGAAGAAAUCUGUUCUGUUUUGGAUUGCAACAAGAUGUCACCAGAGGCCUGUGAGCAUGCAGCAAGAAAUGACAGGCUUCCUGUUCGUGUGUCGGUACAAGUGUUGUUUGUUGGGCAGUUGCACCUGCGAGAAACCAUCAAAAAAGAGGUGGCAGGAUCCGUGGACGGGUCAAAAAUGUCAAAGUCAACGGAGGUCAAUGAGGAGGAGGAGGAAGUGAAGGGAGAAUUGUUGAAAAUGAGUAGUAAAGUGAUGGAAUUGGAGAAAGAAUGUCUUGUGAUGAGAAAGGAAAUUCAUAAAGGACAGUUGAGGAAAAUAAAGACAGAAAAGGAGAAAACAAAUGUUUGGAAAGAAAUGAAGAGGAAACUCGGGUGCAUAUCGAGCCUUAACAACAGUAACUGUCAUAUGAAGAAGAAAAAGAAGGUCCAUCCAAGGUAGAAGACAGACAAUGAUUUUGAGUUCAUUUUAGUUGGUUCAUUUGGCUAAUAAAAACGUU